Messenger RNA from Cydia fagiglandana, 1053 nucleotides. RefSeq names its product cyclin-dependent kinases regulatory subunit (gene Cks30A). Gene Ontology annotation, biological process: regulation of mitotic cell cycle. Lineage: Eukaryota; Metazoa; Arthropoda; Insecta; Lepidoptera; Tortricidae. Gene Ontology annotation, molecular function: ubiquitin binding; cyclin-dependent protein serine/threonine kinase activator activity; protein kinase binding. The transcript has 3 exons. Gene Ontology annotation, cellular component: cyclin-dependent protein kinase holoenzyme complex; SCF ubiquitin ligase complex. Bases 197 to 436 code for a protein of 79 amino acids. The record is from RefSeq and is a predicted model, not a curated record.
AACGCUUCUCUGUCGAAUUUUGUAUUCAGCGGUGUGAUUGUUCGAGUUGUUUCCCUGAUUUCUUUGUUUGCAAGGUUCCUGAAAGUGAAACUGCAGUAUAUAUUGGAAAGUGUCUUUAUUUUUUUGUAUAAUACAAAGUGCCUACUGGAUAAGUGUUAAAAUUGUGUUGGAAAUUUGAUUUUUGAUAACUUCCACAAUGACAAGAGAUAUUUACUAUUCGGACAAGUAUUACGACGAGGAACAUGAGUACAGGCAUGUGGUGUUACCUAAGGAAAUGGUGAAACUAGUUCCCAAAAAUCAUUUAAUGUCAGAACAAGAAUGGCGGAGCAUUGGAGUGCAGCAAAGUCAAGGAUGGGUUCACUAUAUGACGCACCAACCCGAGCCUCAUAUUUUGCUGUUCCGCCGAAAAAAGACCACCCCUCCAGAGAAGAAGUGACGGACUUUUGUGGUUUGCUUGUGAAUAAGUUUUAGUUCAUAGUUAUCAAUUGCCCAUAGCAGGUUAUGUCUAAAAACAGACAAAUUGACUAAUAAUUUCUUAUUUAAAAAAAAAACAGUAAGUAAUAUGACACCACCAGUAAGUAAUGGGUAGAUUUCUUCUUGAAAUUUUAUAAGUUGGUAACUACCUAAACUAAGAUUUUAAGUGAACUUGUAGUUUUCUAUAGUUUUAAUAUAGUCAUGGAUGCCAUUAAUUUCAUGUGUUGCUUUUGAAUUUAAAUUGUUAAUUACUGUGCAGAAAUCUUCCCAUUGCUUCUUUGUUUUGGUAUUUUUUUUUAGUUGAAAAGUAGCUUAUUCAUUUUAUUAUGACAGAUAUAUUAUAAUGAAUAUGCACCAAAUAAAAUAAUUUUGCUUUAGGAUGAGCCAAUAAGGUAAUAAUGAUUUUUUAGUUUUGUUUCCUCUACUGUUAUGGGCCAUUAUCUUGAUCUUCAUUCCACAUAUUAUUAAGUGUUUCGUAUUAACAUAGUCAUUAGUGUAUAAGAAUCAUUAAACCAACCACAAGUGCUAUUCUACUUAUUAUGUGAUAGAUGUAACAGUUGUAAUAGCCUAGAUCAUGCA